Pangasianodon hypophthalmus (striped catfish) is the source of this 4262-nucleotide messenger RNA. It is a transcript of the gene pex5la, whose product is annotated as peroxisomal biogenesis factor 5-like a. Bases 510 to 2348 code for a protein of 612 amino acids. Gene Ontology annotation, biological process: protein import into peroxisome matrix, docking. Gene Ontology annotation, molecular function: protein binding. The record is from RefSeq and is a predicted model, not a curated record. Gene Ontology annotation, cellular component: peroxisomal membrane; cytosol. The transcript has 15 exons. Lineage: Eukaryota; Metazoa; Chordata; Actinopteri; Siluriformes; Pangasiidae.
UGAUAAUACAGGUCGCUUUUAUCUGGCAACCUGACAGGCGUCCAGCCCGUAGUGAGCGCUGCAUGAAGAUUGUGUACAGGAGUGCACGAGCUCCGCCUAGACCCGGAUGGGUAGGGCAAGUGUGGGAAAGGAGGAUGAGCCAGGAGAUUGAAUAAAGCUCGCAAGCGUUAAUAGCAGCUACUAGAGGAGAGCAGCGGGAGGGGAAAGAGAGGCAAUGUUUCUGCCGCAAACACGCACGCAUCGGGACAGCUGAGCUCGAGUUGGAUAAGAGACUAAAGAGCCGGACUGAAGCUCUUCUUCACCCUUUCCUGCGAAGUGCUGCCUACAAGAAACAUCUGAACAUCUCACACUGACGUCCUGCACUGUGUAUUAGCACUUCUUUAGAGGUGUUAUGUUCCAUUAGUUGGGGAACACUUGGCUUUUCCCCAGGCGACUCAUGCUGUCUUUGGCGUUUAUCUGACUUGCACUGAUAGUCGGGAGAUCCUCGAACUGAUCACUCUCAGCUCAAUAUGUACCAGGGGCACCUGCAGGGGAAAGACUCUAGGGCUGCAGAUAAGGCCGUUGCCAUGGUCCUGAAGGAGAUACCCAAUAAGGCGUCCCCAGAAGGCAAACCCCUCCUCACGGUGACCAACAAGCUGGUGAGUGAACAACAAGAGAGCCGUCCCUUGCUGAGCCCCUCCAUCGACGACUUCUUGUGCGAGACCAAGUGUGAUGGAGCUGCCCGCCCUGUGACCUCCAACACAGCAGUGCUGUCCUCUUCUCUGGACCUGCUAGACCUGAGUGAGCCUGGUGAGAGGAGGAACAGUAAAGACAGAAAGAGUUCCAUGUCCACCAAGAGCACGCCUCAUAGAAAGAAAGCAGAUGAAACUGAGCUGAUACAAGUGGAUGUUGAACAGAACAAACCCUGCUCUCGUACACCUGUGAAAGAUUCUCUCGAUUCAGCAGGUGUUCCUUCACCGCUGGAGAAAUGGGAGGAACUCAAUCCUCAACCAGAGAGAACCGGUAGCAGGAAAUGGAAGCUAGACAAAAGAAGGUCGUCCAAAAAUUCUGGAGAUUUUGCUUGGUCUACUGACAGCAAAACGCAACCCGAUACAGCCGCCAAGAACUCAUUAGAAAUAAAUUACAAGGCUGAAGCAGAGACAUCGCCUUCCACUCAACUCAACAAGCAGUAUAUUAGUGGAAGACAUGGCCGACUGAGCAAAGAUCAGAGGUGGGGUGGAGGGCUCCUAUCCAGAAACCAGUCCCUCGAGGAGGAGUUUGAGCGUGCCAAAGCAGCAGUGGAAUCAGACACUGAGUUCUGGGACAAGAUGCAGGCUGAGUGGGAAGAACUGGCUCGCAGAAACUGGCUUACAGAGAAUGAGCAGGCCCAGAUUCCUUCUACGGUUUCUCCUCAUGAAAAGGGAUAUUACUUCCACACAGACAAUCCAUAUAAAGACUGGCCAAAUGCAUUUGAGGAGGGGCUGAGGAAGGCCAGAGAGGGAGAUCUGCCAAACGCUGUUCUCCUCCUGGAGGCUGCUAUCUUGCAGGACCCUCAAGACUCAGAGGCUUGGCAAGUCCUGGGGACCACACAGGCAGAGAAUGAGAAUGAGCAGGCAGCGAUUGUCUCCCUCCAGAGGUGUCUGGAGCUCCACCCCAACAACCUCCAGGCCCUCAUGGCAUUGGCAGUGAGCCUGACCAACACGGGCAUGAAGCAGGAAGCAUGUGAGGCACUACUGGGCUGGCUGAGACAUAACCCCAAAUAUAAACACCUCCUGAAGAACCGCAAUAACCUGCAGGGCUCACCAAACUCACGCCGCCUCUCCUACUCCGCACCCAUGGCAUGCUCUCUGCUGCCUGAGCUGAAGGAGCUGUUCUUGGAAGCGGCCCAACAGAACCCAGACACGAUUGACCCGGACUUGCAGACAGGCCUGGGUGUGCUUUAUAACCUUAGCUCUGAGUUCAACAAGGCUGUAGAUGCCUUCAAUGCUGCGCUGUCUGUCCGGCCAGAGGACUACUUGCUGUGGAAUCGUCUCGGGGCAACGCUAGCUAAUGGAGACCGCAGCGAGGAGGCAGUGGAAGCGUACACCCGGGCUCUGGAGCUCCAGCCUGGUUUCAUACGCUCUCGCUACAACCUGGGCAUCAGCUGCAUCAACCUGGGUGCACACAGGGAAGCCGCCAGCAACUUCCUGACAGCAUUAAGCCUGCAGAGGAAGAGCAGGAGUCGGCAGCUCUCCCACCAGGUCAUGUCUGGAAACAUCUGGGCAGCAUUGAGGAUAGCACUCUCAAUGAUGGACCAGCCUGAGCUCUUCCAGGCGGCAAACAUCGGGGACCUGGACUUACUCAUGAGGGCCUUCAACCUGGACAUGUGAACUGGCAAAUAUUUUUGAAUGAGUAUAAGCCAAGAACCCAAAGUCCUUCAAAUGGAGGAAGCAGUAAACCAUUUUAUUGAAGAGAUUUUUCAUUUUUUUCGCAGAGCACCUUUACAUUCCUGAGAACUGCAUGGCAGUAUAUGAUUUCAGAGAAGAGCACAAUGCCUGGAAGAUUGUAGAAGUAUGCCUUAGAGAAAAUACUAGUUAGUGACGUCUUGCUGGGUGGAGGAGGGAUGUGCUGGAAGAACUAUGAAAAAAAAAGUCUGUAACUCAGAACGGUUACAUUCCUGUGUCUCUUGUAUGAUGAAACAGAUGCAGAUCUGGAUUGUCAGAUAGAUCAAAGCAAUAGUUUAAAAUUGUUCAGUGCUACAACCCACAGGUCCUAUUUUAGCUUUUUCUUAAAUGUAGUACUAGAAAAAAAAACUUUUCUGUUGUUUGCUGUAACUUUGCUGCAGACCAGACUAUAAAGCCUUAUUUAUAAUGCAUGACAAACAAUUAGUAAUUUCAGAGACCUUAUGGGGAUGAUAGCAGAUGAGAUAGUUUGCCUCAUGAUGGCUUGUCGUUUACAAAGAAUCAAGAAGUUUUUUUUUUAAUCACUAUCAAAGCUUUCCUUUUGCAUCUUUACUAUAUCUCUGAAUGCCAUAUGUGACUGUCUUAUGAAAGACCCACAAAAUAUGCAGGUGACUGUCCUCCACAGUUCCACUUGACAUAAAGUUAUGCAUUAUUGCAUUGUGUCUUAAAGCUCAUUUAAGACUUUCGUUGCAUGUGAUGUGAAGUUGAAAGUGUCAAAAACUUUAGGGUAAAAUAAUGAAUGAUGCAUAACUUGAGAUCAUGGUUUAAUUUAUUGUUUGUAAAGAUGGAGGCAGAUUACCUAAAAAAAUGAGUGUUGUCACUUUUUAUCAACUUACUAAGGAAACACCAUGGAAAAACAUGGUAGCUAGUUAAAUAUGCACUUACUUUGUUUCUUCUCAGUAUAUCUAGCUACAACUAGUCCACAUACACAGGACAACACAAAACAGCAUGGAUGAUAAAUGAGAAGGUUUGCAUAUCCAUCUUUACAGGGCACAGAUUUUCUGCUUGAAUUUAGCAUGAGUGACCAAAUCUAUUUAUUUUGAUGAUCAUUUUUACAUUAAGCUCUUUACGUCUUGCUUAUUUAAAUGACUGUAAAUUCUCUGUGACAGGCCUGUGCUUUCUAGCUGAUUGCUUCCUACUGUAAAUUAUCUAAUUGAUAUGUUGGUAGAGCCCGAGGAAUGUCUCCCCUUUUUUUUAGAACUCUGUACAAUCUCAGGUGAGAUGAUCUAGAUGACCUUAUACUCUAGAACUCCUUAUUUAUGAGGACUGCAUGCUGAAUGCACUUAUUUUUGAAUGCGGUAGCUUUAUUUAUAUGCAUGAAAUUGUCAUGCCUCUUUUAUUCUAUCUCUCAUUUCUAUGACAUAUACAUAAUCCUGAUUUUGCAUUUCAGUACAUAUUGACCUUUAUGUACAUUUAUCUUAAAGCAGAUUAUAUAAUAGUUACCAGUUUUGCAAUGCAACUAGUAAUCUAGAUGAAAUAUAAUUUAUUGUAUACCUGUUCAUACUAUUCUCACAAAAGAGACCAGAUUUACUGAAGCCUGUAGCGCAUGUAAAACAUAGUAGCUCGAACAAACCAAGUGUGCAAUCAGUGAUCUGACAUGAAUCCGUCCUUACUACAAUGUUACCAAAACUAUACAUGCUGCAUCUCCUAAUAAUAUGUCACAGGCUUCAUUAAGUCUGGUGCAACAUAUUUAAACAUAACAGAAUAUAUCAACUAUUGAACAAACAUAUGAAAAUGAUCUUUUAAAAUAAAAUAAAAUGUAAUUUACACUGUGUAGUUGUCCUCUUUUAUAAUCUCAGUUGUUUUACAUUAAUCGUCAAUAGUUAAUGCAUAUUUCUCUCA